Molecule: messenger RNA, 18118 nt
Organism: Callithrix jacchus (white-tufted-ear marmoset)
Lineage: Eukaryota; Metazoa; Chordata; Mammalia; Primates; Cebidae
Gene: STXBP5L
Product: syntaxin binding protein 5L
Biological process (GO): Golgi to plasma membrane transport; exocytosis
Cellular component (GO): SNARE complex; cytoplasm; plasma membrane
Molecular function (GO): myosin II binding; GTPase activator activity; syntaxin binding
Source: RefSeq, a predicted model, not a curated record
CAUACAUAUAUAUGAACAUAUGUAUGUUCGUACAUAUAUAUGAAGAAGACACAUAAAUGGCAAGUAAUCCCAUAUUCAUGGAUUGGGAUAAUUAAUAUAGUAAAAAUAUUUUUACCACUCAGUGUUAUCUAGAGAUUCAAUACAAUUUCUAUCAAAAUACCAAUACCAUUUUUCACAGAAAUAGAGAAAACACCCCAAAGCGUUGUAUAGAACCAUGAGAGAUUCUGAAUAACCAAAGCAGUCUUGAGCAAAAGAACAAAGCUGGGGGCAUCACAUUACCUGACUUCAAAAUAUACCAGAAAGCUAUAUUAACCAAAACAGCACAGUACUGGUAUAAAAACAGACAAAUAGGCUGAUGGAACAUAUUAGAGAGCCCAACAGAAAAAUCCACAUAUUUACAGCCAACUGAUUUUUGACAAAUGUGCCAAAAGCACAAAAUGAAGAAAGGAAAGUCUCCAUAAUAAAUAAUAUUGGAAAAACUGUAUAUACAUAUGUGGGAGAAUGACACAAGACACUCGUUUCUCACUAUAUUAAAAAAUUAAAAUAGAUUAAAUAAUUAAGUGUAAUUCCCCAAACUGAAUCUACUGGAAGAAAACAGGGGAAAUGCUUCAUGACAUUAAUAUGGGCAAGGAGUUUUUUGAAUAAGCACUUGAGCACAGGCAACAAAAGCUAAAAUAGACAAAUGGGAUUAUAGCAAACACAAAAAUUUUUGCAUAGCAAAAGAAACAAUCAACAGAGUGAAAAGACAAUCUACAAGUGAAAUUAGUCAUAGAAAAAUAAAUAUGUUCUUACUCAUAUUUGAGGACUAAACGAAAAUUCAGCUAGUGGGAUUCAAGUACCAUUGUGGUCAUUAGAAAGUAGGAAGAGUAGAAGGCAAGGGGAAGAUAGGGAGAAGUUGGUUAAUAGAUACAAAGUUACAGCUAUAUGAAAGGAAUGAAUUUUAGUGUUCCAUAGCGCUAUAGGUUGAAUAUAGUUAACAAUUAUUCAGUGUAUAUUUAUAGAAGCUGAAAGAGAAGCUUUUGAAUGUUCAUAACACAAAGAAAUGAUGAAUAUUCAAGGUGAUAGAUAUGCUAAUUAUUGUGAUUUGGUCAUUAUACAUUGUUCAUAUGUAAAAAACACUCUCAUAAACAUGUACAAUUAUUAUGUGUCAACUAAAAAGAAUGACACAUGUCAAAUACAAAAAACCCUAUGAGAGGGGUACUAUUACAGAUGAAACAAGUAAGGCGGAAUAUGAAUUACCCAAGAUUAUGUUGCUAGUAAGUGUCAGAACUAGUGUUCAAACCCAGGCAGUAUGGUUCAGAGUCAAUGCUCUUAACCAUCACACAUAAGAAUAGAUGUAAUAAAUGUUUGCUUACCUAGAGGAUGUAAAUUAUAUUUUUAUUCCCAGUUCUGAAUCAAAAUGGUAAUUCAAAGGCAAUAGAACAUUAACCUCAUCACCAUCAUUUAGGCUUAAAAGAAAAUGCUACAUAUUCUACUGCAACCAGUCAGGAUUAAUUCUCAAAUUUAUGAAACUUGAAGAGUGGAGACAAUGCAAAGGAAACCAUACUUAGCAGCAGAACAUUUAUUACUAUAAGCAGAUUUCAAAGUAUUUUGAGCAAACCAUCACUUAUGCUGAAAAUGACAACAACAGACUUGGGAAAAAAAGGCCACUUACAGAAUGAGAGAAAAUAUUUUUCAACUAUACAUUCAAGAGGUAUAAGGGACUUAAAAACAACUCAGCAGUAAAAACCAAACAACUCAAUUGAAAAUGGGCAAAAUACUUAAAUAGAUAUUUUUCUAAAGAAGACAUAUUAUAAAUGGCCAACAAGUAUAUAGUAAAAUGCUCAACAUUGAUUAUCGUUAAGGAAAUGCAAAUUAAAACCACAGUGAGCUAUCACCUCACCCCAUUUAGAAUCCCCAUCAUCAAAAAGACAAAAGAUAACAAGUAUUGGUGAAGAUAUGAAGAGAAGAUAAUAUAAAUUGGUACAACCAUUGUAGAAAACAGUAUUAAAUUAAAAAUAGAACUAUCAAAUGAUCCAGCAAUGCCACUACUGGGUAUAUAACUAAAUGAAUUGCAGUCGAUAUAUGCAAGAUAUAUCUGCAUUCCCAUGUUCAUCAACAUUAUUCACAAUGGGCAAGACAUGGAAUCAACAUAAGUGUUCAUCAUUGGAUAAAUGGAUAAAUAUGGUAUAUAUUCAUAAGGGAAUACUAUUCAGCCAUAUAAAAUAAUAAAAUCUUCUCAUCUGAGACAACAUGGAUUAACCUGGAGGAUAUUAUGUUAAGGGAAAUAAGCCAGGAAUGGAAAGACAAAUACCAUAUCAUCUCACUCAUAUGUGGAAUUUUAAAAAUUGAUUACAAUGAAGUAGAGAGUGGAAAGGUACUUACCAGCAGCUGAGGUGGUUAGCAAGGAGGAAUGGAUGAGGACACGUUGGUCAAAGGUAAAUUUUAAGAGAUCUAAUGUAUUACAAGGUAAUUAGAAUUAAUGAUAUAUUGUACUGCCGAAAAAUGUAGGGAGUGGAUGUUAUGUGCUCUUACCACAAAAUGACAACUAUGUGAGGUAAUGCUUUUGUUAAUUAACUAUAAUAGGUUUAACCAUUCCACAAUGUAUAUACAUUUCAAAACACUCUUAUAUGUGAUAAAAACAUACAAUGUUAUCUGUCAAUGUAAAAGAAAUAGAUUUUUAAAAGACAGGAAAAAUACCCAAAUUGAAAGAAAAGAAUAUUAAACAGCUAUACAUAGCAGAAGAAAGUUUGAAACUUACUGAUAUGGGUAAAUGUACAGACAAAUGCAAAAUACUGUAACGUAACGGUGAUGGGUAAAUCACUUUAUUAGGAUGGUGCAAAAGUAAUUUCAGUAAAGUAAUUCAAAUGACACAAUUAUUAAAAAUAACUAUAACUGAAAAUAAUGUUAGAAGAUACACAAUAUAAGUAGAUGAAAAUUGUGACAAUGAUACUAUAAAGUAUGUGUCAGGGAAGACUAGUUUAAGUGUAGAGUUUUUGUAUACUAUUGAACUUAAGGUGUUACUCAGCUUAAAAUAGAGCAUUAGGGGCAGGCAUGGUGGCUCACACCUGUAAUCCCAGCACUUUGAGAGGCUGAGGUGGGCAGAUCAUGAGGUGAGGAAUUUGGGACCAGCCUGACCUACAUGGUAAAACCCCACCUCUACUAAAAAUACAAAAAUUAGCUGGAUGUGGUGGUGCAUGCCUGUAAUCUCAGCUACUCAGGAGGCUGAGGCAGGAGAAUCCCUUGAACCCAGAGGCAGAGGUUGUGGUGAGCCAAGACCACAUCACUGCACUCCAGCCUGGGCAACAGUGCAAGACUGUCUCAAAAAAAUAAAUACAUAAAAAAGCAUUAGAUUUUAUGUAAGUCCUAAGGUAACCACACACACAAAGUAUGCCUAAGAAGUUGCACAAAAUAAAAAGAGAAAUCAAAGGAUAUCAAUAAAAAGCAUAAAUGAAGACAGCAAGAGAGGAAAAGACAGACAAGUGUUAUAAGACAAACAGAAAACAACUAACAAAAUGGGAAAUCAUUCCCUGUCAAUAAUUAUUUUAAAUGUAAAUGAAUUGAUCUCCCCAAUCAAAAGACACAAAGUAUCUAAAUUGAUUUAGAAAAAACAAAACCAAAAAACAAGACCCAACCAUAUGCUAUCUACAGUAAACUUCCUUUCCAUUUAAGGAUAUAUAAAAACUGAAAAAGAUACUGCAUGCAAAUGAUAAUUUAUGCAAAUCUGUAAAUAAAAGUGAGGAGGAAUGGCUAUUGUUAUUGUAGACACCAUAGACUUUAAGUCAAAAAUUACCAUGAGACAGAGAAGGACAUUAUGUAAUGAUAAAAGGGUCUAUUUACCAAAAAGAAAAUAAUGAUUAUAAAUAUACACACAUCUGGUAUCAGAGCCCCUAAAUAUAUAAAGCAAAUAUUGACAGAACUUAAGGGAGAAAUAGCAAUACAAUCAUAAUAGGAGACUUCAGUACUCCACUUUCAAUAAUAGACGGAUUACCCAGAUAUAUCAAAAGGAAUCAGAGUGCUUCAAUAACACUAUAAACCAAAUAUACUUAACAUAUAUACAGAACUUUCCACCCAACAGCAGCAACAUAUACAUUUUUCUCAAGCACACAUGGAAUAUUCUCCAGAAUACAUAACAUGUUAGGCCAUAAAACAAACCUUAAUACAUUUAAGAAGAUUGAAAUGAUACCAAGUAUCCUUUCUGACCACGAAGUAAUUAAACUAGGAAUCAACAGUGGAAGAAAACCCCAAAAUACAUAAAUAUAUAGAAAUUAAACAUUACAUCCCUAAACAACCAUUGCCUCAAUAAGAAAUAAAAAAAAAAAAUUAGAAAAUGUCUUGACACAAAUGAAAAUGAAGGCACGCUCUACCAAAAAUUAUGGGAUGCGGAAGCUGAGUAUGGUGGCUUAACACCUGUAACCCCAGCACUUUGGGAGGCCAAGGCAGGUGAAUCAUGAGGUCAGGAGAUCGAGACCAUCCUGGCCAACAUGGUGAAACCCCAUCUCUACUGUAACACAAAAACUAGCCAGGAAUGGUGGCAAGCGCCUGUAGUCCCAGCUACUUGGAAGGCUGAGGCAGGUGAAUCACUUGGAAGGCUGGGAGGCGGUGGUUGCAGUGAGCCUAUAUGGCGCCACUGUACUCCAGCCUGGUGACAGAGCAAGAAUGUCUCAAAAAAAAAAAAAAAAAAUUAUGGGAUGCAGAAAAGGCCGUAGUAAGAGGGAAACUAGCAAUAAAUGCUUACAUUAAAAAAUAAGAAAGACCUACAAACAACGUUACCACAAAAAGCUAGAAAAGGAAGAACAAACUAAGCACAAAUAUAGCACAAUGAAGGAAGUAACAAAGAUUAGAGCAGAAAUAAAUGAAAUAGAUGAAAACAAAACUGAGAGUUAUCAUUUGAAAAGAUCAACCAAAUUGACAGACUAAGAAAAAAAGAUUUAAAACUCAAAUAAAUAAAAUCAGAAAUGAAAGGAGAGAUUUACAACUGAUGCCAUAGAAAUAAGGAUCAUCAGAGACUAAUAAGAACAAUUAUAUACCAACAAACUGUAUAAUCUAGAAGGAAUGAGUAAAUUCUUAAACACACAACCUGCUAAGACAAACCAUGAACAAAUAGAAAGUCUAAAAACUAGUAUAGAGAUUGAAUUAGUAAUGAAAAACGUUUUAAUGAGGAAAAGCUCAGGAUAACUUCACUAGUGAAUUCUACCAAAAAUUUGAAGAAUUAACACCAAUCCUCAAAUUAAAAAAAAAAAAAAACUUGAAGAGGGGAAAACAUUAUGAUACAUAUUUAAUGAGGCUAGCAUUACCCUGGCAUCAAAACUAGACAAAUAUACCACAAGAAAAUAAAACUACAGGUGAAUAUUCAUGAUGAAAUAGAUGUAAAAAUUCUCAACAAAAUACUAGCAAACUGAAUCCAAGAGCACCGGAUUUCAAACUAUACUACAAGGCUACAGUAAUCAAAACAGCAUGGUACUGGUACCAAAACAGAGAUAUAGACCAAUGGAACAAAACAGAGGCACUGGAGGCAACACAACAUAUCUAUAACUAUAUAAUCUUUGAUAAACCUGACAAAAACAAGCAAUGGGGAAAGGAUUCACUGUUUAACAAAUGGUGUUGGGAAAACUGGCUAGCCAUGUGCAGAAAGCAAAAACUGGACCCCUUCCUGACACCUUACACUAAAAUUAACUCCAGAUGGAUUAAAGACUUAAACAUAAGACCUGGCACGAUAAAAAUCCUAGAAGGAAAUCUAGGCAAAACUAUCCAGGACAUAGGAGUAGGCAAGGACUUCAUGAACAAAACACCAAAAGCACUGGCAACAAAAGCCAAAAUAGACAAAUGGGACCUAAUGAAACUCCACAGCUUCUGCACGGCAAAAGAAACAGACACUAGAGUGAAUCGGCAACCAACAGAAUGGGAAAAAAUUUUUGCAGUUUACCCAUCUGACAAAGGGCUGAUACCCAGAAUUUACAAAGAACUCAAACAGAUUUACAGGAAAAAAACAAACAAGCCCAUUCAAAAAUGGGCAAAGGAUAUGAACAGACACUUUACAAAAGAAGACAUAUAUGAGGCCAACAAUCAUAUGAAAAAAUGCUCAUCGUCACUGGUCAUCAGAGAGAUGCAAAUCAAAACCACAUUGAGAUACCAUCUCAUGCCAGUUAGAAUGGCGAUCAUUAAAACAUCUGGAGACAACAGAUGCUGGAGAGGAUGUGGAGAAAAAGGAACACUUUUACACUGUUGGUGGGAGUGUAAAUUAGUUCAACCAUUGUGGAAGACAGUGUGGCAAUUCCUCAAGGCCUUAGAAAUAGAAAUUCCAUUUGACCCAGCAAUCCCAUUACUGGGUAUAUAUCCAAAAGACUAUAAAUCGUUCUACUGUAAGGACACAUGUACACGAAUGUUCAUUGCAGCACUGUUUACAAUAGCAAAGACCUGGAAUCAACCCAAAUGCCCAUUGAUAAUAGACUGGAUUGGAAAAAUGUGGCACAUAUACACCAUGGAAUAUUAUGCAGCAAUCAGAAAUGAUGAGUUCGUGUCGUUUGUAGGGACAUGGAUGAAUCUGGAGAGCAUCAUCCUCAGCAAACUGACACAAGAACAGAAAAUGAAACACUGCAUAUUCUCACUCAUAGGUCUUCAGACUCAGACUGGAACACCAUCAGCUCUCCUGGAUCUCCUGCUUGCCAACUCACCCUUCAGAUCUUGGGACUUGUCAGCCUUCAUAAUCACCUGCUAAUAGGUUAUGAAAAUGGUACUGUAGUAUUCUGGGACUUGAAAUCUAAAAGAGCAGAACUGAGAGUUUAUUAUGAUGAGGCUAUUCAUUCAAUUGAUUGGCAUCAUGAGGGCAAACAGUUCAUGUGCAGCCAUUCAGAUGGUAGUUUGACUUUAUGGAACCUGAAAAGCCCAAGUCGCCCUUUCCAGACCACAAUUCCACAUGGAAAAAGUCAAAAAGAAGGAAGAAAAUCUGAAUCUUGUAAACCAAUUCUUAAAGUAGAAUACAAGACCUGCAAAAACAGCGAACCAUUCAUAAUAUUCUCUGGUGGGCUGUCCUAUGACAAAGCUUGUAGAAGACCAAGUUUAACCAUCAUGCAUGGAAAAGCAAUUACAGUACUUGAAAUGGAUCAUCCUAUUGUUGAAUUUCUAACUUUAUGUGAAACACCCUAUCCAAAUGAAUUUCAAGAACCUUAUGCUGUCGUAGUACUUCUGGAGAAAGAUCUUAUUGUAGUUGAUCUGACACAAAGCAAUUUUCCAAUCUUUGAAAAUCCAUAUCCCAUGGACAUUCAUGAAUCACCAGUUACAUGCACAGCAUACUUUGCUGAUUGUCCUCCGGAUUUGAUUCUAGUACUGUAUUCUAUAGGAGUCAAGCAUAAAAAACAAGGCUACAGUAAUAAGGAGUGGCCAAUUAGUGGAGGAGCUUGGAACCUUGGAGCACAAACAUAUCCAGAAAUUAUUAUUACUGGUCAUGCAGAUGGAUCAAUAAAAUUUUGGGAUGCUUCUGCAAUAACUCUGCAGAUGCUGUACAAGCUAAAAACUUCAAAAGUGUUUGAAAAACAGAAGUUAGGAGAAGGAAAACAAACAUAUGAAAUUGUAGAGGAAGAUCCAUUUGCCAUUCAGAUGAUUUACUGGUGUCCAGAGAGCAGAAUAUUUUGUGUAUCAGGAGUCUCUGCAUAUGUCAUAAUUUACAGAUUUAGCAGAUAUGAAAUUACAACAGAAAUAGUGUCAUUAGAGGUACGACUUCAGUAUGAUGUUGAAGAUAUUAUUACCCCCGAACCAGAAACAAGUCCUCCAUUUCCAGAUCUGUCAGCCCAGCUUCCUUCUUCAAGGAGUCUUUCCGGGAGCACUAACACUGUUGCUAGUGAAGGAGUAACAAAGGACAGUAUCCCAUGCCUCAAUGUUAAGACACGGCCAGUGCGGAUGCCUCCAGGAUAUCAAGCAGAACUUGUUAUUCAAUUGGUAUGGGUAGAUGGCGAACCUCCGCAACAGAUUACUAGUCUUGCUGUAAGCUCAGCAUAUGGAAUAGUUGCAUUUGGAAACUGCAAUGGGUUGGCCGUGGUGGAUUUUAUACAGAAGACAGUACUGUUAAGCAUGGGGACCAUUGACCUAUAUAGAUCAAGUGACCUAUACCAGCGGCAACCACGGUCUCCUCGAAAAAACAAACAGUUCAUUGCAGACAACUUUUGCAUGCGUGGCCUGUCUAACUUUUAUCCUGAUUUAACGAAACGGAUCCGUACUUCCUAUCAGAGUUUAACUGAACUAAGUGACAGUCCAGUUCCCCUAGAACUUGAGCGCUGCAAGUCUCCUACCUCAGACCAUGUAAAUGGACAUUGCACAAGUCCAACUUCCCAGAGUUGCAGUUCUGGAAAACGUCUUUCUAGUGCCGAUGUUUCAAAAGUAAAUCGCUGGGGUCCUGGAAGACCACCAUUUCGAAAGGCCCAGUCAGCAGCUUGCAUGGAGGUUUCUUUACCAGUUACAACAGAAGAAAACCGAGAAAAUUCCUAUAAUCGUUCUAGAAGCUCUAGCAUCUCCAGUAUUGACAAAGAUUCUAAAGAAGCAAUUACAGCACUAUACUUCAUGGAAUCAUUUGCACGGAAAAAUGACUCUACCAUCUCUCCUUGUCUGUUUGUUGGAACCAGUUUGGGAAUGGUGUUAAUUAUCUCCCUCAAUCUACCAUUAGCAGAUGAACAAAGGUUUACAGAGCCGAUUGUGGUAUUGCCAAGUGGUACAUUCCUCUCAUUGAAAGGAGCUGUGCUAACAUUCUCCUGUAUGGACCGAACUGGCGGAUUAAUGCAACCUCCAUAUGAAGUUUGGAGGGAUCCAAACAACAUAGAUGAAAAUGAAAAAUCUUGGAGAAGGAAAGUGGUAAUGAACUCAUCGUCUGCAUCCCAAGAAAUAGGAGAUCAUCAGUAUACAAUAAUCUGCUCAGAAAAACAAGCCAAAGUCUUCUCACUGCCUUCUCAGACUUGUCUUUAUGUUCAUAACAUCACGGAGACAUCUUUUAUACUGCAAGCAAAUGUGGUGGUCAUGUGUAACAGUGCCUGCUUGGCCUGCUUUUGUGCUAAUGGACAUAUCAUGAUAAUGAGCCUACCUAGUCUUCGCCCAAUGUUGGAUGUUAAUUAUUUGCCACUGACAGAUAUGAGGAUAGCACGAACAUUUUGUUUUACCAAUGAAGGACAGGCAUUAUACCUCGUCUCUCCUACUGAAAUUCAGCGGUUAACAUACAGCCAAGAAAUGUGUGAUAAUCUACAGGACAUGCUAGGAGAUUUGUUUACUCCCAUAGAGACACCAGAAGCUCAAAACAGAGGCUUUCUCAAGGGACUGUUUGGGGGAAGUGGACAAACAUUUGACAGAGAAGAGCUCUUUGGGGAAGCUUCAGCAGGAAAAGCAUCCCGCAGCCUUGCGCAGCACAUUCCUGGACCAGGUAGUAUAGAAGGAAUGAAAGGCGCUGCUGGAGGGGUGAUGGGAGAGCUGACCCGUGCACGGAUUGCACUUGAUGAAAGAGGACAGAGGCUAGGAGAGCUGGAAGAGAAAACUGCAGGCAUGAUGACCAGUGCAGAAGCAUUUUCCAAACAUGCACAUGAGUUAAUGCUGAAAUACAAGGAUAAGAAAUGGUACCAAUUCUAAACUUCUAAAGAAGCUGUGACUGCUUUGAGAAACCAUAUUCAGGGAACCAAAUUUAUUCCCAGCAUCACUAUUCAACUGCUAGAAGCCAGUUUCUUCUACAAAAUGUUCCAUUUACAGUCAAUCUGAAAUUAUCUUAAAGGAGAUGUAUCAGAGACACUAUACAACCCAAAGGCUGGAGCCCUGGUUAAAAUCCCAAGAUAUGGCUGAUUUUGCCUUUUCCCUUGUGGAAUGGAGCUAUCAUCUUGGCAUGUCAUUCGAUAAGGAUUUAUAUUUAGGAACUAAGGGGAGUCCUCUUGAUUUGAAAAUUCCUGUACAAACAAAAGCAUUAAUGCACUUAAUGAAAAAAAUCUUUGCAUGAUAAAUUAACAUCUUAAGAGGAAAAGAAAAAAAAGCAUGUUGUGACAGAAGAAAAAAAGAUUCACAGUAAACUAUUUCUAUUAAUUGGGCCAAACUCAACAAUUUUAAAAAUCUGCAUUUGAAGAUAUCAGUGCAUUUCAAAUAUAUUUGCCAUACCCAACUGAAAAGGAAAACAAAACAAAACAAGAACCCAGAGUUUUCGCAUCUGUAACUUUCAUUGUACUAGAACAUUAUUGAAUGCUUAUGGCAAGAGUCUGAUUAAUGUUCUCUCUCCAUGUUUUACAUCAUUCAGAGUUCUAGUCAUAAUCAAAUAUUGCCAGCCAGUAUAGUAAGUUAUUUCCAACACAAUUAUUUUCAUUUCUAUCACCUUCAGAAUGGGUUGCUGUUUUUAGCACAAAUCAUGAACGGUUGGGUCACCUCAAAGCAUUUUCUUUAGCCUGGCUUAUAUUCUAUAUAGGGAAGUUGGUAGUAGGUUUGGGGAAACUAUAGGAAUAAUAGAGUUAGCUAUGAGAACUGACUUCACAAAAAGUGAAGUUUCACAUACCCCAAUUUCAGUUUCUAAAGUGAUAUAUUUUUAAAGCUUAAUUUGUAUCCUUGUCUGCCAGUUACACAGUAUAUUAUGUUCAAACCCGGUAAGGUCUGUAACCCGAAAGUGCUCUUGCAGCCUGACAUUCACAAACCAAACUGGUCAUUCUCUUUAGUGUGAUUCAGUAAAACCUCAGUUAAUGUUUUAAGAAAGGGAUUCUGAUUUAUGACGUUUCUGAUUUACAAGGGCUUUCAUUAGAAAAUACUUUUCAGUUCAAUACUUACCCCUGGAUAUUUUAAUAAAAUAUGGUGAUGUGUUUGCUAUCUUGGCCUCUCUCAUCAUUACAGACAACAAAAAUACAUAAAGAGUUUAAUGAUAUAAAAUCAAUUAUUUUGUCACUAGGUUGAAUAAUAUAAGCCACCAGAUUAUGUCAAUAGAUGCCAAACACCUGUCCCUUGUUAAAAACUCUUUUAAGCUGGAAUAAAGACUAUCCUUAACAAGAUACAAGGUAUCUGUCUUAACUCACCGGAAAGCACUAGAGUCAAAACAAAAUAAAGGCAUCUACCACCAUUUAACAUAAUUCUGGAAGUUGAAAGUUAUAGGAAUGUAUAUAUACAUACUCCAGUACUCAUCCUGUAAUAUGUUGUUCUUUCAAAACAUGUUUAAUUAGCACAAACCAUGAACGGUUGGGUCACCUCAAAGCAUUUUCUUUAGCCUGGCUUAUAUUCUAUAGGGAAGUUGGUAGUAGGUUUGGGGAAACUAUAGGAAUAAUAGAGUUAGCUAUGAGAACUGACUUCACAAAAAGUGAAGUUUCACAUACCCCAAUUUCAGUUUCUAAAGUUAUAUAUUUUUAAAGCUUAAUUUGUAUCCUUGUCUGCCAGUUUAACAUAAUUCAGUUUUGGCUUAUUAAAUUUUUGUUAAUCAAGGUCUUAUUGGAUUUACAUUUAUGUUUCUGAAGACUUCAUCAUUUUCCUGGAUUUCAGGUUAUUUUAAUAGCCAAAAAUGGUAUUUGUAUUUCCUUUUUAGUCUAAUUUUUUGCUAGAAAUAGUACUUUCUAACAAAUGUUUCUAGUAGUACAAUGUUGUUAGUAAUUUUGGGAAGAAAAAAGAUGAGUGAAAGAGUUAUAUAACGUACACUAGGAUAGCAUUUCUCAGAGUCCAUGAAUCUACUUGUUAAAAAAGCCUCUCUGUGAAUCUCCCAGUCACCUGAGAGAUUAGGCAGAUUAAGCUUCAUUGUUCAGCCUUACAGUCACAGAAUCUGGCUUGGAAACACAGACAUUGCAUGACUGUAUCAUUUAUAAAAUUAUAUGGUAAAAAUAUUAAAGAAACUUAAGAUUGGGGUCUAGAAAAUACUGGUUGCCAAAUUGUAUAUAUUAUUUGUACCAUCAACUUCAAGGACUUAGUUUUCUGAUUUUCAGAACAAAUACUAUCAUUUCUAUAUUUAAAAAAAGACUAAAGGAGUAAAAUAUUCGUUUAUUUUAGAAAUAAUGAAAUUCAGUCCAAAGUAGCAUUACAUUUGAUGAGUAUCUCUGAAGCCCUCAAUAAGAUUUAACUUAUUUUAACUUGUUCUACAUUAAGAUUUCUCAAUAUUAGCAGAAAUUCUUUCUGCACUAUUAGCAGAAAGUCUUUGUUGUGGGAAACUGUCCUGUGUAUUGUGAGUGACAUCCCUGGCCUCUGUCUACUAGAUGCCAGUAGGAAACUCCUAGUAAUGACAAUCAAAAUGUCUCCAGCCAUUGCCAAAAUUUAUCCCAGUUUACAGCCACUAUUCUACAUCAUAUAAAGAGGUAGAUUAUGUGAAUAUGUAAUAAAUGUUGUACAAUAAGUAUACAAUCUUACCAAGAUAAAUUAUUAUACCCAAAAUUACACAUGUGGUUCAUAUGCAAUAACAUAGAAUUUUGAAGAAAGCUUAUAUGUAUCAGUGAAAAAUAACAACUACAGAAUAUUUUAGGGCACACAGAGAAAAUAUCAAAAAAGGACAUUGUAGCAUUUCACAGUAGAAGUGCCCAAGACUUUGCCUUCAGUGAAUAGAUCAAAAGUUUAUAAUUAGCAUGCCAAUUGGAAGUAAACAGGUGCUUCUAAAAUGCUUGAAAAGAAAAGGUUCUUUGAAGUCAUUUAAACGUGUCUUUCAAAAUUGUUUUUAUAAGCCCUUCCUUAACAUUAAGGGUAACUUCAUCUCACAAACUCCUGUUACUGGAAUCCAAAUUAAUGAGGUUUUACUGUAUCAAAAUUAUUUUUAUAAUUCAAAGAGAUAGCAAUAACAAGAAUCUAAUGUGGAUGUGAUUUUUCUUUUUGAACAUUUCUGUUCUGCUGCACUGACCUUAGCAUGCAUACAUGUGCAUACACACACACACACACCCCAUCGCAAUCACCAUCACCAUCACUAUCACCAUCACCACCACCACCACCACCAUCAUCAUCUUAUCCUCAUCUUUGGAAAAUGAGUACUGUUGAUCCAUGUAAUCCUUUGCAUCAUCUCAUCUUUACUUUCUUCCAUUUUGGAACAUAAGAAAAAUACUCCUAGUAACUUGGACAAUGAUACAGAAAGUGACCCUGAGCCUUAGUUAUCACUGAAAUUACACUCUAUCUGCUAAAGCAACAUCAGAAGAUAAGGCUUGCAAACCACAGUCCCAAAAUUGUCUCCCUGAUUCCUUCAAGAGAUAAGCCCUUUUUAGUGUUACAGCAGAAAAUGGGCCUUCUCAUUCUAUUCAUCAAUGAGAAGCUAGAAGUAUUUGUUUUCCUGAUAGUAACAUGGGCAAUAAUCCCUACCUUGAAAUCAUCCAUUAAUCUGGGAGUUUGGAGGGAGGGAUGAUUGAUUUGUCAUUUGUUUUAAUCACCUAUGGGCAGUAUUACUGACUUUGCUUCUUACACUUUACUGAGCCCCAGAUCUUAGAGCCCCAGUCACUGUCAAGAUCAUGUUUGACUGCAACUUUGGAAGGACAGUGACAGAACUGAAUGAGAUGUUUUCCAAUGAUUCAGUCACGAAGACAAUUUUUUCAAAUCUUUUGAAAGUGAUUCUCAAAUUAAUAAAUCAAAAUCCAAGGGAUUCCCUCAAAGUUUUUACAGAUCUUAAAGGAAAACGUUUACUGUUGGAGUCCUUUUUAUGUGACUCAUGUACCAGUUUUAAAGGUACCAUAUACUUUAUCUACCUUAAGGGAACACCAUUACUUUAAGAGAAAAAAGAAUCAGAUUAGGCCUAAGACUGGUUGAAGAAGAUUAAAGGAGAUUCUUAUGUUCAAGCAGAAGGGAAAAAUGAAGCCAAUCUAGAAAAGUAAGCUAAAAAUUAUCUCCUUGGCUUAGGAUCACUGGGACAACCUGGGAGUAUAUCUGUGUGAUUACAACCUGCCACUAUGAGAAAAAGAACUGUAACCUGAACAUGUUGGCUCACAGAGGGUAAUGCCAAAAGAAUUCAAAACAUUCAUGACAGGUCUCGGUCUUGGUGUCAGGAGAAACGUGGUAGCUUCCACAGCUUCUUCACCUCUGUCCUCUGUCACACAACUCCAUUUUUGUCUGGGUACUAUUUCACAUACACAUUGUCCUGGAUGCCAGAAAUACUUGUGGUAUACUUGGUUUGGGCAGAAUCUCUAGUAUACACAUUCCAGGGAACAUGGUUGUCAACAUAACAAGUUUAGUGUAUGUAUUUGUAGACAACAUAGCCCUAAAAGCAUAAAAUAUAGAAUAGGUAAGGUCUGUCUUGGGAAAGGAGGAGGAAAUACCACUUUGGUGCAAGAAGAUUGUGGUAGAAAGGACAUGGUAGCCAGAGUGAAGUGAAAGAGACUUUGAGGAAUCAGAUGCACAGAUGGAUGCUUUUAUUUACUUAUUUAUCUAGAGAAGUGCUUCUCAACCUUGGCUGUACAUAAGAAUCACCUCAGGAAACUGUAAAAUUCCCAAUCUUAUUAAAAUCCUUUGAAGUGGGAACUAGACACCAAUGUCUGUGAAAGCCUCCAAGGUGGUUCUAAUAUCCAGCCAAAGUUGAUUAUCCCUGUUUUAUGACCACCUAAGGAAAACCUGUUUGUCUGCCUUGGCUGUUAUUGCAGCCCCAGUUCUGAGUGGUCAGGGAAGGCUAGUUGUAAGAUAUAGUAAUGGUAUUUAUUCUGUAUGUCUCACAGAACAAAAGUAUGUGAGAAUUUCUGACCAGGCAGCUCUCUAUUAAAUCUUAAUAAGCAUCUCUGUGAUAUUCUCCUAUGUGACUUGUUCAUUAGUUAUUCCAGCUGAAAGGUCUAGUUUUUUUCAAUUGUCUUACGCGUAUGACAUCACAAGAUACCAGAAGUAGCACAGUAAAUUCGACAGCAUUAUAAAGCUAAGUGGAAAACUAAUUCUUCAUAUUUAGACAGUGGAAAUUCUCAAAACAAUCAUUUGCUAAAUCAGGUCCAAAUUUCUGUUUCAUUAUUCUUCUGGAGGAGACAUGGGUACCAGGUAUCUGUUCUGCUAUAGGUAUAUUUCAUUGGACUUCGUCUUAGCAAAAAGGAAGAACAAAUCUUCCUUUUUAUUAUCUCAAUCAAAAGCUCCCAGGACAACUUGGAUUUAUUUUUUUAGUAUUUGGACAUGUGUUUAAGAGAAAAGAAUAACUGUAACUUCUUAUAUGAUGUCCAGUGCCCUGAAAGAGUGCUUACACCUUCAAAACAGGAGAGUCCAGCCUGUCAAAGGCAGUAACAUAUAACGAGAAUUUAGAGUUAUCUCCUCUCAUACUGCUUUCCCUCUGCUAUUGGCCCACCCUUCUCGACUGCAAAGCCAGAAAGUAAACUAGGUGGUGGUUUUGGACAAUUGUACACAGGAUCAGAAUCUCUAAUAACCUAUAAUUUUUAGUACUUAACUAUGUGAUGUUUUAUUCUAGGAAAUAAGAAACAGAUGACAUCAUUGAUGUAUCUUUCUUUCAUCUUCAGAAUUUUUGCAUCUUUUCAGAAAAUGACAAAUUACUAUUUUUCUGUUGCACUCAGCAAUUGUGACUAUACUUAACAAAAUUCUUGUAGUCUGUAGAGAUAUCAAUAAAAUUGUAUAUGUUUGUACAUAGAUGCUCUCUUAUGUCAUAAUGUCAUGCACUAAUAAUUUUUGCCAAGAUUACAUAUGGACAGAGGUAAGACCCAUUUAUAAGACUAUGAACUAUGGUUUUGCAAAGUGUAACUGUUUUAAAAAGGCAGGAAGGGGGCGGGAGAGCAAUGUAUAGCAAAUCUAUCAAAUACAACUUCCCAAAACUCAUACAUUUCACUAGCAUUCAUUAACCCAGUAGCCAUUCAAAAUCUCCGUCAAAUUGAGGAAAUGUGUUACUUUUUAUGGAAAGACUUGAAAGACAACUUUUGAUGGUGUUGAUUGAAUCCACUUUCAGUGAAGUACAAGUAAAAAUAAUUUAGUAAUAAUGCAGCAAAAGAAAUCAAGGGGGAUAAGAUGUACCUACAAACUCAACAUUCAGACCUUACUUCUCACUUCUUUUCAGCUCCAGCUUUGUCUUCAGCCAGGAAGAAAAAUUAAGCUACUAUGGGCUUAUUUCAUCUCCUAGUAGUUAUGAUAAACAUUCAUUAACUCAAGACCUCCAACAGUUCUCUGGAGAGUGUUGUCUCCUGCACCUCUGGCUUUCAUCAGCAUAGUUAAUUCCUCUUCAGGCACUUUCCUCAUAUUUAUGUAGACUCUGGCUGUAAACAACUGGCUUUCUUCUUCUAAAUCCUGUCUAAUUUAAUCGCAGGAAAAUUUCCCCCCCACCAUAAUAUUUCUUCUAAUUUUGGUUCCAUAUAAAAAUUGAAAAACAGCAAACAAGCUCAAGGCUAAAAAACAUGUUGAUUAAAAAUACAAAUAUACAUUUACCUUAUUAUUUUUGAAUUACAAUAACUUAGGCUUCAGAUACCUGCAUUCAAUAUUUGAAAUACUGAUUGGACUUCCUUUCUUCCUCCUUCCCUUCCUUCCUGUUUCUUCCUCACCCCCUCUCUCCCUCUGUUCCCUACUUCCCUUUCUUCUCCUCCCUUCCUUUCUUCUGUCUUUCCUUUCAUUCAUUCACUCCAAAAGUCAGCCACACUCACAAAGGCUGGUGAUGGCAGCUCCAUACAAAGACUGCACUGGAGUAGAGGGAGGAGACAGCCCUGGAGUGAAGUGGCAGGGUCAACUCUUCAAUGGUCAGUGAUGGCAUGUGAUGUUGGCAUUGGAGCAGGGCAGAAGGCAGCCCAGUGGGGUCAGGAGGUUGGCUACAUACAGGACAUUAAGCAAUUAAUAAGCAUAUUGAGACUAUGGGAGCCAGGUUUCUCACUGCUGGAGAGCAAAGAAAGGAAAAAUUAAAAGGGAAAGCUAGAAUAAACCCUGUAGUAUUAGAUUAGAAUUGGAACUAUCAGUGUAAAUUUUUACAUAAAUACAAAGUGUGUAUAUAUAAUGUAUACAAAUAUAUAUGAGUAUCACUAUAUAAUUUACAUAUUUGAUAUAAAGGUGUGUGCCUGUGUUUUAUAUAUAUAUAUAUAUACACAUAUAUAUAUGUAUAUAUAUAUAUAUAUACAUAUAUAUAUAUUUCUUAAAUCUGCACAUCUAGAGGACAGAGAGCAAGCCCCUUACCCCCUGGAGCAAUGAGCACAGCUAGUGCCUGGAUAUUUAUUUCUAAUUACUGUUCUCUACUAAAAGGAACUGGAGCUCCCUGUAGAAAUGUCUAGUUUCAAGGCUAGAACAUGUCUGUGUCAGAAAAUAAAGUAUUCAAAUAAUAACAGGGACAUGUCAAAAGGACAUAGCAGCUACCUUAAAGCUACACAGCACAAAUCAGGUACAAUUUGAGCAUCAAGGCCAGGUGUGGUGGCUCAUUCCUAUAACCCCAGCACUUUGGGAGGCCAAGGUAGGAGGAUUGCUUAAGGCCAGGAAUUCAAGACCAGCCUGGGCAUCAUGUAAGACCCUGUCUCUACAAAAAAAUAAAAUAUAACAAUAAUAAGAAGAAGAAGAAAAGAAAAAGGAAAAAGCAUUAAAAGUCAUAACAGUAACUUAAUAAGUACCCACUAGUCUACAUUGAUAUAAAUAAGAGGGGAAAGUGAAACUCUUCCUUACAAUAGAAUGUCAACAAAUAAAGAAAUGUAGAUGGAAUUUAAAAAUUACCAUUUGGCAACCAUUAUCGGAAUGACUUGGGCAACAAAUACCACGAGAUGCUGACACUAGUGAGGUAAAGUGGGAUAGAGGAAGAGGAUAUUUUCAUAGUCUCAAAAUGUCUUCACAAAAAAAAAUUCCUAAUCAUAAAGAAAAACAACUAGAGAAACAUGGCAGACACCAUCUUAAUCAAGUGAUCAAAGUUCCCACCACCAGCAAGGGAACAAAUCAACAUCAUGUGCCACCUGACAGGAUGCAGUGAGAACCCAGCAUCACCUCUGCAAUAUUCCUGCCAAAAACACACAAUCAAGUUCUAAUCAUAAGACAAUAAGCAAAACCAAAUUGAAUGACAUUCUAUAAAAUAUCUGCCCUCUAUUACAAAUUUUCAGUGUCGUGAAAGUCAAGGAAAGAUGUUUGUUCCGGAUUUAAGUAGACUAGACAGUCAUGGCAACUAGGUGCAACUCUUAAUCUUGGAUUGGACGCUUAUAAAUGACAUAAGUGGAGCAGUUAACAAAACUUGAGUGGUGAUUUCUGACUUGAUUGGGAUUCUUUGUACUAUUCUUCAAGCUUUUACCUGGGUUUUGAAUUAUCUCAAAAUAAAAUUAUAAAAAUAAAA